Molecule: messenger RNA, 4781 nt
Organism: Hemiscyllium ocellatum (epaulette shark)
Lineage: Eukaryota; Metazoa; Chordata; Chondrichthyes; Orectolobiformes; Hemiscylliidae
Gene: scaper
Product: S-phase cyclin A-associated protein in the ER
Exons: 31
Coding region: 167-4660 (1497 amino acids)
Molecular function (GO): nucleic acid binding; zinc ion binding
Source: RefSeq, a predicted model, not a curated record
GCGCUCCUGUCAGUGAGGCGCCCGCUAUUCUGUUGUUAUCGACCGAGGCGGUUUUCUCUGUCUCCGCCGAGGAACGUUCAUUCCCACCGCAAAAAAAAAUUAAUACCCGUCAAUAAAAAGAAAUCGAUGUGAUCUAUUUGGAAGCGGGGAGGCAGGGGAGGGGGAAAUGUCCAAAGAGUCGAGGAGCAGGCGAAGGGAGUUUGCGCCGGCCUUUUUGGGCGGCGGCGAUAGUCGCGAGCGGAGCGGGCAACGGCAGCCUGGAGCCGGCGUCGAGUCCCGGGACAGGCCGGGGCCAAAGAUGGGGCCUGCCGGUGACGAGCGGGAACGAUCGGGCAGCGGCAGCUCGGGAUCCUCGUACGGGGGCAAAGGCAAGAGCCCGGCAGGGAGCGGCAGUUCCAAGGCCUCAUUCCAGAGAUCCAACAGUCAUGAUAAAGUUCGCAAGAUAGUUGCACAAGAAGGGCGAGCGGCCAGGAACCUAAUUGCAUGGAGCGUUCCCUUGGAAAAUAAAGAUGAUGAUGGAAGGUCCAAGAUACACAACAGUGGAAAAAUACGAGAAAGUGUUAAGUCGCAGCGGUCUGCUCUGGCUUCUCAGAGGGCCAUAAAACAGGCUGCUUCAACAGAAAAAUCCUCGUUAAGCACUGUUAGGGAGAAGGUCGUAGUGGAGAAGAGUCCAACAAAGGGUAGACAACCCCGAAAGAUUGACUUACGGGCUCGCUACUGGGCAUUUCUUUUCGAUAAUCUCAGACGAGCAGUGGAUGAAAUUUAUGUCACGUGUGAGUCAGACCAGAGUGUGGUGGAAUGUAAGGAAGUGUUGAUGAUGCUGGAUAACUAUGUGCGAGAUUUCAAGGCAUUGAUAGAUUGGUUGCAGCUGCAGGAAAAGUUAGAGAAUACAGAUGCACGGAACAGACCCACAUCGCUGGCUUGGGAAGUGAGGAAAAUGUCCCCAGGGCGACAUGUUAUGCCAAGUCCACCAACGGACAGAAUUUGCACAACGUCAAGUGCCCGAAGGAGUUUAAACUUUGGAGCUCCUAAUACGAUGGGCGCUCCUCCAGCUUUGGUAGCAGCUCGUCUUGCUCCAACUGGUGUCAGUUGGGCAGACAAAGUCAAAGCUAAUCGGGCAAAUAUUGUUUCUCCAAAACAUAGCCGAAACAACUGUCAAAAAUCUUCACAGCGGAGCAGAUUGCAUCCAAAUGAAAAGAAAGAUACCGAAGGAUGGGAAACAGUACAGCGUGGAAGAGCUACCCGAUCACGUUCUGCCACAAUGGCUGCAAAUGCUUCUACUAAGACUUCAGACAUGAUGUACCUGAGUCUUAAGGAUGACAGUGAUAAAGAAAACGGGCUCUCAGUCUCCCAGAAUAGCAAAAUAGACUUUGAAAGUAGCCCUAGUUCUGAGAGCAUGACAGAUUCACCAGAAAAGUUAAUUAACAGGAAUGAAGACACCUCUAUAGAUGUCCUCAAGCACACAGCAAACAUGUCUGCAGAUCCAGUGCAGCCUGAUAAUGUGCCUUUGCAAGACAAGUCUUGGCAGCAGGAUACAGACUCUAUUGAAAGUGAAAGAGAUGUCGCCUGUCUGUCAGAAGAUGUAAAUGUGGAAGCAAUACCUGUCAUUUCUGUACAAGAACCAACUUCAUCAGACACUCCAAAACUGGAACCUGACGUGGAUCUCUCUGGCGAUCUUUCAAAUCAAUCUAUGGCAGCAGUCCUUGCCAAAGGAGAGGAACUGGCAAACCGUCUGGAAAAGGAGAAUGAAGAAGCGAUUGCUAAUGCUAUAGCUGAGGAAGAACAAUUAACAAGAGAAAUACAGGCUGAGGAAAACAAUGACAUAAACAUAGAGACUGACACUGAAAGCGAGCUCACAGCCAGCAUGAAUAGCGGCAGCUUGUCUCUCUAUAGUGUUUCCUCACAAUCUCAAAAUCUGGACUGGAAUGAUGUCCUUGCAGAAUAUGAAGCACGUGAGCCUUGGCGUCAGAGUACUUCAUGGGGGGAUAUUGUGGAGGAGGAGCCAGCACGACCACCUGGACAUGCCAUCCAGAUGCACGAAAAGCUUUCCUCACCAUCGAGGAAAAUGACAAUUGCAGAAUCAAAAAAGAAACAUGAGGAAAAGCAGCUGAAAGCCCAACAACUUCGUGAAAAACUACGAGAGGAACAGACACUGAAAUUGCAGAAGUUGUUGGAGCGAGAGAAGGAAGUACGAAAGUGGAAGGAGGAGCUGCUGGAGCAGAGGAGGAAAAUGAUGGAGGAGAAACUGCUUCAUGCUGAGCUGAAACGGGAGCUCCAGCUGCAAGCAAUCGUGAAGAAGGCACAAGAGGAAGAAGCUAAGGUUAAUGAAAUUGCUUUCAUCAACACAUUGGAAGCUCAAAACAAGCGUCAUGAUGUUCUUGCAAAGCUGAAAGAGUACGAGCAGCGGCUGAAUGAAUUACAGGAAGAACGACAUCGUCGGCAAGAGGAGAAGCAAGCACGGGAUGAGGCUGUGCAGGAACGCAAGAGAGCACUGGAGGCAGAGCGUCAGGCCCGUGUGGAAGAACUAAUGUUGAGGAGGAGAGAACAGGAGGCAAGGAUUGAGCAACAGCGACAAGAAAAAGAGAAAGCAAGGGAAGAUGCAGCACGUGAAAGAGCCAGGGAACGAGAGGAGAGGCUGGCUGCGCUGUGUGCAGCUCAACAAGAAGCUAUGGAAGAACUACAAAAGAAAAUACAACUGAAGCAUGACGAGAGCAGUCGGAGGCAUAUGGAGCAGAUCGAACAACGAAAAGAAAAAGCAGCUGAGCUUAGCAGUGGGAGACAUGCUAACACUGACUACGCACCCAAACUUACACCAUAUGAACGAAAAAAACAUUGCUCCUUGUGCAACGUGUUGAUCACCUCUGAGGUCUAUCUCUUCAGCCACAUAAAAGGGAGAAAACAUCAGCAAGCUGUGCGGGAGAAUAGCAGCAUUCAAGGACGGGAACUGUCAGAUGAAGAAGUGGAGCAUCUAUCCUGCAAGAAGUACAUUACAGACAUUGUAACUGAGACCUGUGUGCACCCUGAGACAUCAAAGGAUGCAGAAGAGAAGCAGAAAGUCAGGAAGAAGGCCAAGAAACUUCGAGCACGCAUGAACUCCAGGGGCAAAGAGUAUGAAAGCUCACUGGAAGCCAAAGUUCAGAUUCCAGAUUCGCCCUUCAAAGCCAAACUUCAGAGAUUAGUGAAAGAUCUCCUGAAACAGCUGCAAGGACAGGAUAGCGGACCUUGGGCAAAUAACAAGGUAUCUUCGCUUGACAGGACUCUGGGAGAAAUCAGUCGCAUUCUGGAGAAACAGAAUAAUGCAGAUCAAAUCGGAUUCCAAGUUGGUGGAGGUCUAACUGCUCUUGAGCAAAUCCUUCAAGUUGUGAAUACAGUUUCCAGCCCUAAUAUUUCUCCUCGGAUUCCAGUCAAAUCCCUGUGCAAUGUGAUUAAUGCAUACUGCUUUGCCUGUCGUAGCUGCUAUGACAACUGCUUCUAUGUUCUGUUCAGUAACAAGAUCACCUUUUUAAUGGAACUGCUGCUGCAUCAAUUGACGCUUUUUGUUCCAGCUGAAGACGAGGCUAUCAUUGGAAAGAGUGUGAGCAAGCAGGUGUUUGAAGGGCUGACCACAGGGCUCCUGCACACCUGUGCUACUGUGCUUGGGUGCUUGGCCAACCAUCUUCCUGAGGCCAACAGCCAUCCUGGGACACCUAAGAAAUCUGGGCAAGAAACAAAAUAUAACCUUUCACAGAGUGAGCUCUGCAUCAGCAGGGUUCAGGAUCUCAUCAGCUAUGUGGUAUAUACUGGACUCACUGAUAAGUUGUAUAGCUGUUUCCUCUCAAUACAAGGGCCCGUUGAUGAUCAACCUAAAAUUGCCUCCUUUCUACAAAACGUUACAGCCCUGCUUCACAGUAUGUGUCGGCUUUGCUUUGCUCUUGUCAAUCGGUCACAAGGUAUAUUUGAGAACAAGAGGCAGGACCCCACUGGUCUGAUUGCAGCACUGCAAUCUACAGAGCUGGUGGGUGUUCUCAACAUGCUUUACUGCAUCCUCCUUCAUGGUAUAAUCCCAGACCAUAACAUUUCCGCGCCUGCAGAAACCUACCCACAGCACACCAUUCACGUCGCAAUCCAGAGUCUUCGCUUUCUGAACAGUUUUGCAUUUUUGGAUCUUCCCACUUUUCAGUCUGUGUGUGGCGCUGAGGGCCUGUCUCUGGCAUUCCGCCACAUUGUCAGCUCGCUACUGUGGUACUGUUACCAUCAUACCUGUGAAGACCUGCUGCAUGAAGUCAUCGUCUGCGUAGGCUAUUUCACCGUAAACCAUCCUGACAAUCAGUUAACAGUGCAAUCUGGCCGCCAUCCCACAGUUCUUCAGAAACUCUGCCAACUACCUUUUCAGUACUUUAGUGAUCAACGAUUGAUCAAAGUCCUGUUUCCAACACUGAUAACAGCUUGUUACAACAACCCACAGAACAAAGUCAUCUUGGAGCAGGAGAUGAGCUGCAUUCUGUUGGCUACCUUUAUCCAGGAUUUUGCGCAGAGCUUGAGUCAGUCUGACAAUAAGACUUCUCAGCAGAAAGAGAGAAUUCCUGGAGCUCAAGACUACCUUGAUUUCUCUAACAGGUUCCCCAGGGAGAUGUGGGAGGAUGCCCGGAAAUUCUUUUUAAAUAAAGACACAAUUUGCUAAGAAUAAAACAGAUUUGGGAAAGGGUGAAAAAUACCCAACACCACAAAAUAUUACUUGAUUUAUAAAUUAGUCUUGUAAUUCAUUCAUUGACAUUAUGUUCUAGAAUGUUCUUAUAUUUGAU